Saxophila tyrrhenica is the source of this 768-nucleotide messenger RNA. RefSeq lists its product as uncharacterized. The record is from RefSeq and is a predicted model, not a curated record. Gene Ontology annotation, cellular component: NatA complex. Gene Ontology annotation, biological process: mitotic sister chromatid cohesion. Lineage: Eukaryota; Fungi; Ascomycota; Dothideomycetes; Mycosphaerellales; Extremaceae. The transcript has a single exon. Gene Ontology annotation, molecular function: N-acetyltransferase activity. Bases 1 to 768 code for a protein of 255 amino acids.
AUGCCGCAGACCUCAUUGACGGCAUGGCUCAGCAAGCCAGCUGCACUACAGCCACCAGCGCCGGCGAAGCUGCCGCCACAGCGUGUAACGAAAGAUGACCUUGGAGAACACGACGGCAGUGCGCCGGACACUGUCAGAAACUCCUUGAACGCAUCAGAAUAUGCGCAGGCGGAUGCAGCCAGCAACACCACGGCGAGAGCUAGACGGCCACUGCCACCAAAUGUUGAACUACGCGCCUGCGCGAAGGAGGAUAUCCCUCACUUCAAGCGCCUGAACAGCCUUCUACUCCCUAUCCCAUACCAUGAGAAAUUCUAUCGCGAGAUCAUCGAGGAUCCUCUAACGAGCAACAUCACUCUGGUCGCGGUCUGGCACGACGAUCCUGCGAAUGCCGGAAAGCAGAAAGGCAGGCUCGUGGGAGCGAUCCGAUGCCGUAUCCUGGCUCAUCCGCCGUCAGACGGUCCAACGUCUCCAGCACGAAAGGCAGGGCCCAUGCUUUACCUGAGUACUCUUGUUCUUCUGUCGCCUUACAGAAGUCACGGCAUCGCCACCGAAAUGCUUAAUAUCCUGACCAAGCGUGCUAUCCAAGUACAUGGCGUUACCAGCGUUGGAGCGCAUGUCUGGAAAGCGAAUACUGAUGGACUUGAGUGGUACCGCAAGCGUGGAUUUCGAGUGGUCGGAAAGGAGGAUGGAUACUAUCGACGUCUCAAGCCUACCACUGCUAUCGUGAUGCAGAGGGAUGUCGGAGUUAUGGAUUUCAUGGAAGGCUGA